AGGAAGCUGCUUGAGAGAGCAAAGAAGAUACCAAACCCUCUUCUUCCCCUAUCCACCUUCCUCCUAUGAUCCUAUCCUAUCCUACCCUAGCUAGCUAUCUGCUCUAGCUCCCGUUCCCCAGCCUCCCCUUAAUGCCACUCCUCGCCUCGCCUCGCCGUGCGCCGCCGCCAUCUCCCAUUCGCGAGCAACCGGGAGAUCGCUCAUGGCGGACGACGGGCAGCAGCCGAUGCCGCCGGCCGGCCGGCGCAGUAGUUCCGGUCAGCCCCAGGGGGAGCAUGGCCGUAGGGCGUGGCGUGAGCCGCGGAUCAGGCCGGAGAAGGAGCACAGGAGCUCCGGCGUGGCGUGGGCGCUGGUGAUCCUGUGCACGGUGCUGGCGAUCGCGGUGAUCGUGGCCGGCGCGACGGUGUUCGCCGUGUACCUCAUCUACAAGCCGAGGAUGCCGUACCUGCUGGUCUCCGACGCGCAGCUGGUGCAGCUGGAGUACGACCAGGCCGGCACCAUCGCCUACCUGGAGGUGCUCAUCACCGUGCAGGCGAGGAACACCAACUCCAGGGCCGACGCCUCCUUCUCCCGCGUCGACCUCGCCCUCCGCUUCCACGGCGCCGACGUCGCGCGCCUCCGCGCCGCGCCGUUCCUGGUGGCGCGCGCCAGCGCCGCGCCGCUGCGGUACGACGUGGUGUCGAGGGGGCGGACGCUGGACGCCGACGGGAUGCGGGUCAUGGACGCGUCGCUCAAGUCCGGCGUCGUGCCGCUCGACCUCCUCGGCCGCGCCCGCACGCGGUGGGGGGUCGGCAUCUUCGCCUCCCUCAAGUUCUGGACCCGCAUCUCCUGCCGCCUCCACUUCUUCUACCCCGGCAACGGCACCGUCAUGGACUCCGAUCGCAACACCUGCACCUCCAGGUCGCCAUGACAAGAACCGUUCGCCAUUGAUUCGUUCGUUCGUUCGACACCAUCUGCAGACACGUUCUUCCACAUUCCAUUACACCAUUACGCCAUACUUGUACAGCCAAAUAAUGCUCCUAUACAUACAAGAAUCUCUGCAGCUGCAAGAACAACAACAACAACAAGAAGAAGAGGUCAUUCAAAAUUUAGCGCGAAGCAAUCACAUUUGUAUUUGUAAUUCAUUUUUUCGAUCAGUCCCCUGCUUGUACCACAAAAUUAAGUCGGUCCUAAUUACUAAACAGUGUCCAUUCCAAUUCUUUUUCAGUUCAUGAGUUCAUGUCUUGUCAGGAAUCAGAAUCAAUCGAACCGUCACCUACGUAAUCUCUUCGGUCAGUGUAACUGCAA
This is a messenger RNA of Oryza brachyantha (malo sina), 1287 nucleotides long. RefSeq lists its product as uncharacterized. The record is from RefSeq and is a predicted model, not a curated record. NCBI's taxonomy places the organism in Eukaryota, Viridiplantae, Streptophyta, Magnoliopsida, Poales, Poaceae. The transcript has a single exon. The coding region runs from base 203 to 910 and encodes 235 amino acids. Gene Ontology annotation, cellular component: plasma membrane.